Messenger RNA from Xenopus laevis (African clawed frog), 401 nucleotides. RefSeq names its product 40S ribosomal protein S29 (gene rps29.L). The transcript is spliced from 3 exons. The record is from RefSeq and is a predicted model, not a curated record. Lineage: Eukaryota; Metazoa; Chordata; Amphibia; Anura; Pipidae. The coding region runs from base 98 to 268 and encodes 56 amino acids.
GACUUUCACGCAAUGCACCCUGGGAUCGGUUCCCUGGUCCUGAAUAGCGCGUGCGUGGCUCCUCCUCUUCCUUUUCGAUUGCCGAGAGUCGGACAAGAUGGGUCACCAGCAGUUGUAUUGGAGCCAUCCGAGAAAAUUCGGACAGGGAUCCCGCUCCUGCCGUGUAUGCUCAAACAGACAUGGACUGAUCCGUAAAUACGGACUUAAUAUGUGCCGUCAGUGCUUCAGACAGUAUGCCAAGGAUAUUGGAUUUACCAAGCUGGACUAGACACCUCAGAACAUGCAAAUGAUGGUAUCGCUGAAACUUGGUGAAUAAAGACCAUAUCCAUUAAAUCAGCACCAAGCAGAUGGAUUCAUAAUAUACUUCUGUUUUGUAAAUAAAAUUGGUGCAGUCUCCAAAA